AUUCCUUGGCUAUAAGGUAGGCAGCCAGAAAAACGCAAAUCGCUAACCUUAAAGUUGCGCAUGCUGGUUGUGUUGUGCUUUACAGUCGUGCGUUCAAUAAUUCCAUAUUUUCUACGGGUUGUUUUUAAUUUUAACCCGGUAAAAUGGGGAAAGAUAAAGAGAAGAAUGCAGCCUUAAAACAAGCUUAUAAAUUAAAAAUGAAAUCCAAAGCAAAAGAGCGCAAGCAAAACUUAAAAGAAAAACGCGCUAAACUUGUAGUGAAAAACCUACCAUUCUCGGCCACUGAAGAAAAUCUAAAAGCGUAUUUCGGAAAAUUUGGAACAGUAACAAAUAUCCACUUGCUUAAGAAAGAAGAUGGCAUGCUUACAGGUUGUGGUUUUGUACAAUUUGAUGCUGUGCAAAAAGCAGCCAAAGCUAAACAUCAUCUAAAUGGAAAAGAAUUUAUGGGAAGAGCUCUUGAAUGUGACUUUGCUAUGCCCAAGAAACAGUUUGAUAAGAAAGUAUAUAAUGAGAAAAGAAAACAAUUUUGGUUGGACCAGAAAAUAAAAGAAGAACCAAUUGAUGUUGAUACUGUUGCAGAAAAACCAACAGUUGAUGAAAAUGUUAUUGAUUGUAAUGAAAUAAAAACAGAACCAAAUGAAAAUAUUGAUGAAGCAGUUGUAAAAGAAGCUGAUAGUUCUUCAGAUGACAGUAGUGAAGAAGAAACAGAACCAAAAGAAGAAAAUGAUGAAAGUUCCUCUGAAGAUGAAGAAGAAAAAGAACCUAAGGAAGAAAGUCAUGAAAGUUCAUCUGAAAAUGAUGAAGAGGAAGAUGCAGAUUCAAUGAUUGACCAAAAAGAUGAAGAAAUUGAUAGUGGUCUUGAUGAAGAUGAAAAACUGUCACAGACUACAGAAAAGAAACAAAAAUAUGAGUCACAUGAUGUCACAGAGGGUAGAACUGUUUUCAUUAAGAAUCUGCCUUUUGAUGCUACUAAUUCAGACUUAAAGGAGUGUAUGAAGCAAUUUGGGCCCCUAUAUUAUGCUUUAGUAUGUGUUGACAAAAUGACAGAGCAUUCCAAAGGCACUGCAUUUGUAAAAUUCAGAAAUAAGGAGGAUGCUGAUAAAUGUCUUAAAGCAGGUACAGAAUUAACUUGUUUAGGAACCAUCUUGGAUUGUCAUCCGGCUGUUGGUAGACAAGAUAUUCAAAACAAGUCAAAGGAAAAAGAGAAACAGAAAGAUUCUAGAAAUCUUUACCUUAUUAAAGAAGGAGUGGUUUUGGCUGGUACAAAGGCAGCUGAAGGUGUAUCAGCCGCAGACAUGGCGAAACGUCUACAACUAGAGCAGUACAAAACGCAAAUGUUGCGCAAUUUAAAUAUGUUCAUUGCUAGAACUCGUCUUAUAAUCCACAAUUUACCAGCGACUUGGGACGACAACAAAUUACGAAUUCUUCUGAAAAAACACGCAGGUCCCGGCGCUGUCAUCAGGGAAUGUCGUGUCAUGCGCAAUUUAAAAAACGUCGACGCGAAGGGUGUAGGUUCAUCAAAAGAACACGGUUUUGUUUCAUUCACAACUCACGAACAUGCUUUAAACGCUCUACGAUCCCUAAACAAUAAUCCACACGUAUUUUCUGCUAGUAAACGUCCUAUUGUUGCAUUUUCAAUUGAAAAUCGCGUUAUGGUUAAUACAAAACAAAAGCGCUUAGAAAAAUCGCGUCAACUUAAUCCCCUCGCACGUCAAUUUGAUGCAGGUGCAAAGAAAGAUCAUCAAAGUUUCAAGAAACGUAAACGUGAAGAAGAUGGCGACGCACGGAAACGACGUCCGCAAAUCAUCGAAGGUGAUAAGUUUGCAGGCACGCAAGCAAAACCUGGUCAAAUAAACAAAAUGAGAUCUAGGUAUAAACUGAAUACACAGGCGCAAUUGCAUUAUGAACAAGUAAAAGCUGAAAAGAAACAGAAAAAGAAUGUUCAUAAGACUUUACAGCAAAAGAAAGAAGAAUUCACUCGACAAGACGGGCAGAAAAUUAAUAAACAGAAGCGCGAUCGCGAUAUUAAAGACGAUAGUUUUGCCAAAAUGGUAAACGCCUAUAAAAAUAAACUGCUUAAGACUGGUUCCAGCAACCAAUCUAAUAAAUUGCAAACUAGAGGAGCGUGGACAGAUGGGUAACUGUAAAUUUAGAAAAUAAAUUAAUGUUAUUUGACUA
This is a messenger RNA of Dalotia coriaria, 2178 nucleotides long. RefSeq names its product RNA-binding protein 28. The transcript is spliced from 4 exons. NCBI's taxonomy places the organism in Eukaryota, Metazoa, Arthropoda, Insecta, Coleoptera, Staphylinidae. The coding region runs from base 144 to 2141 and encodes 665 amino acids. The record is from RefSeq and is a predicted model, not a curated record. Gene Ontology annotation, cellular component: nucleolus. Gene Ontology annotation, molecular function: mRNA binding.